UUCUGGACACGUGGUCCUACAGCUGUCGCCCUCCUUUCUGACAAGAUGGUGGUCUGGAAAUUCAUCCUUGUUUUGAACGCUGUCUUUAUGCCAGGAAAGGUGUCUGCUCAAAGUAUUUCAGAAAUUAUAGAUAACUAUGAGUACCUAGACUACAUGAAAGUUAUUAUGGGAGGGAAGUUCCUGAAAGGCAUAAACGACCCAGAGUCAGAUAGCGGAGAAUAUCCCAUGCAGGAAGCAGACGUAAAACCGUACUACAUAGACACACACCCCGUCACCAACGCUCAGUUCUGGAAGUUUAAGGAGGCCAAACCGCGAUAUGUGACGACGGCAGAACACCACGGGUGGAGCUGGGUCCUCAAGCCCUUCCUGUCCCCCUCCGUCCUCGACCAGGGCCAGGGGGUCCCACAGGGAACCUGGUGGGUCUCCGUGAGGGGUGCGACGUGGAACAAGCCUGAGGGGCUGGGUUCCUCCAUCAGAGACCGUCUGGAUCACCCCGUGGUUCACGUCAGUAUGGAGGACGCUAAGGCCUACUGCACGUGGGUGGGGAAGAGGCUGCCCACGGAGAACGAGUGGGAAUUCGCAGCGCGUGGGGGGCUUCACGCCAAGAUUUACCCGUGGGGAGAUCGGUAUCAGAGGAAUCGGACCAACCUGUGGCAGGGAAAGUUUCCUAGCGGGAACACUAAGGCAGAUCACUGGGAUGGGACCUCUCCUGUCGAUUUCUAUCAGGCACAGAACACUUACGGGGUGUACGACAUGCUAGGGAAUGUUUGGGAGUGGACAGCCACACGGUACUAUGACAGAGUAGUGGACAGGAAACUCCAGGAGUUAAUGUAUGUGGUCAAGGGGGGAUCCUUCAUAGAUAGCCGGGACGGCCAUUGUAAUCACAUUGUAAGGACAGCUCAAAGAAUGGGAUUACAGCCGGAUUACACAGCUCAGAAUCUUGGCUUCCGAUGUGUCCGCAGUGCCAAGGCCUACUGGGAUCUCCACGGUCACAAGAACUUACGGAGACCAUACAUAGGGGACAACAAACCCGACCCCAGAAGGAGGCGUCCACCCAGGCACCACCGGAAAGACGAACUGUAGGGCCCUCCACACGGGGAAAUGUUAACUAGAGAGAGGGCUCGUCAAGACCUACAGUGUAAGAAUCUAGUCACAAAAA
This is a messenger RNA of Saccostrea cuccullata (small rock oyster), 1159 nucleotides long. Its product is annotated as inactive C-alpha-formylglycine-generating enzyme 2-like. Gene Ontology annotation, cellular component: endoplasmic reticulum. Lineage: Eukaryota; Metazoa; Mollusca; Bivalvia; Ostreida; Ostreidae. The transcript is spliced from 8 exons. The coding region runs from base 46 to 1083 and encodes 345 amino acids. The record is from RefSeq and is a predicted model, not a curated record.